Molecule: messenger RNA, 2348 nt
Organism: Rhododendron vialii
Lineage: Eukaryota; Viridiplantae; Streptophyta; Magnoliopsida; Ericales; Ericaceae
Product: probable starch synthase 4, chloroplastic/amyloplastic
Exons: 19
Coding region: 107-2131 (674 amino acids)
Source: RefSeq, a predicted model, not a curated record
AGAGCGCACAUCAUUUAGAAGAUCCCCCUGCUCUCGUGUGGAUUGGAGUACAGUGAUUGGGAUCCUCCUCCUACAGUCUCUCUCUACACGACUGCACAAGGAAGUUAUGAACAUCUUUCUACACACGGCGAUCCCCUUCCCCUCUCCUUUUGCUUUUCCCAAGAUCAGCAGUACAACCAUUUCGAAACCGGUUAAAGCUCGCGCUGCGGUUAUUUGCUUGGGGUUAGAAGGUCAUGAGAAUUCAAAGAUAUCUGAGGAAAUGCUGCAACCUGUGAAGAGCGUACAGGAAAAGAAACAUAAUGAUAUUUGGCAACUCUUCAACGAAGCAUGGCAGAACAUUAUGUUCUUGAACAACCAACGCAUGGUGGCCAUGGAGGAGCUGGACAAAAUGAAUAGGGAAAACAAGAUUCUGCUUGAUAGGAUAGAACAACUGGAGAUGAAAAAGCAGAACAGCUGUGGAAAAGAUAGAGUAUUUAUCAAGUCAGCCUUGCUGCUUAGGAUAGACUCAAUGGUCCUUACAGGCAUGAUAAGCACUGGGGAAGCAGCUGGAUUGAGAAUGAUGAUCCUUGAUUCGAAAGUUAGUGUAGCCGAUGAUUUCUCUGACAUACAUCAUAAAGACGAUGCUGAACUUCUGGCUGAACUCCACCACUUUUCAGACAAAUGCAAGAAGAAAUGUUUUCACAUCAUCCACGUUUGCACUGAAAUGGAACCAGUCAUCCCUGUUGGAUCUUUGGCAUCGUAUGUGACAGGGGUAUCCUGUGCGCUACAAAGGAAAGGUCAUUUCGUGGAGGUUGUUCUACCAAAGUAUGCAGGCUUGAUCCUCGAUGAAGUUCAAGGGUUAAGAGAAAUCGAGGCAGAGUUCUAUUCAUAUUUCAAUGGUCAAUUGCACAACAACAAAAUUUGGACAUGUGUUGUUCAUGGAAUUGGAAUCACUUUUAUACAACCUAUUUUUCAUUCAUCAUUCUUCAGCCGUGAGAGGGUAUACGGAUACGCAGAUGACUUUGAACGAUUUUCUUAUUUCUCCCGAGCUUCAUUGGAUUACAUAUUAAGAUCAGGAAAGCAGCCUGAUGUGAUACACAUACAUAACUGGCAAACUGCUAUUGUUGGGCCACUUUUCUGGGAUGUUUUCUCAAAUCAGGGACUUGGAGGUACUAGGAUAUUGUUGACGUGUCAUGGUCUUGAGUCUCAGUGUCUUGUGCAACCUGAUAAGCUAGCACUGUGUGGGCUUGAACCUUCUCAACUACUCCGUCCUGAUCGUUUGCAAGAUAACACCAAGACACAUUUGGUCAACAUUUUAAAGGGAGGAAUUGUUUACUCAAAUAAAGUUAUACUACUGUCAUCCAUCCAUUCAAAAGGUCUGAUUAUUCGGAGUUUGAGUCAUGGGUUGGAACCCACCUUAGCCAUUCACAAGGAUAAGUUGCUGGUUGCUCCUUGUGGUUUUGAUAACUCCAUCUGGAAUCCUUCCACGGACCACUACCUUCCACAAAGAUACAGCGCAGACGACAUGAAGGGGAAAGCAGUUUGCAAAGUUGCAUUGCAGAAGCACAUGGGGUUAUCUGAGAAUGCUUCUCUUGUUCUUGUCGGAUGCUUGUUUUCAGAAGUCUCAGAUGUUGAUCUGGACAACAUCAAGGCACUUGUUUGGAUAGCUUCUAAAAAAGGCGUUCAGUUUAUCUUUAUGGGGUUGAGCAAAAUUUCAAAAGUAAACAGGGCACUGGAAUCUUUUCAGGAAGAACUAAAGGAUGACAAUGUGAUAUUCAUAAAAGAAUACGAGGAAGCCAUGUCCCAUUUAAUCUUUGCAGGAUCAGAUGUUAUUUUAUGUCAAUCGUUUGAUGAUCCGGUGCUCCAAGUGCCGCUCAAGGCUAUUAGGUACGGAGCUGCUCCAGUUGCAACGAAUCUUAUUGAUAAGCAAUUCAGGCAGAUCAUAGAUCACGACUUUGAAAGGACCAACUUCUCACAGUACAUCAGUAAUACUUUCGGAAGUUUAUCUUUAAGCCAGGCGAUUGAUGAAAUUAAGAAACAUCCAACACAGUGGAGUAUGAAGAUAAUGGACGCGAUGACAAAGGACUUCUCGUGGGAUGCAGAGUGCUGUGAUAUACACAUUUCUGCUUACACAUCCAUAUCGAACUUAUGAAAGCGGUUCGAGUUUACAUGCUCAAAUGUGAUACGAGUUGGGGAUGGCUAUGUAAAUUGGAACAAGUAGAAAUGUUCACAAGUAGAAAUGUUCUUCUUUUCCCAAAUCAUGUUAGAUCCAAAAUGAAUAGAGAGAGAGAGAGAUAGCGCUUACUUGAUUAAAAUAUUUUAGAACUUACAAUCUGUUAUUGUUUUGAAAAAUAUAUUUCAUGUGCCAA